AUGAGUACUAACCCAAGCAGGCAGGGCCAGAAGCAGCAGGAGGCGGUGAUAGUAUGUUCCGACUCGUUAGAUUUUACCGACGAAAACAACGAGGCAAUUCUAAAGGAGGUGAAGCGGCGGCGUGCCAGGAGAGCUGCAAUGGCGUUCUGUCAUUGCAUGAAUACAGACAGUCACGCUAAGAGAGGCUCCUCCGGCAUUCCAUUAUUAAUUGAGCCGUCCGGGAGAACCUUUAAGCGAGGGCAGAUGACCUACACUUCUUCGCAGAAGAGGUAUCUAGAGCAUGGGGACAGACGCUUCGUGAAUAAAGAAGAUGACGUUGGAAGUGACAUAGAAAACGAAAUCCCUCUUGCCUUGACAUCCAUAUCAGAUUUCUCUAAAUCGUCGUGGAUGCUUCCAGAUUAA
This is a messenger RNA of Giardia duodenalis, 402 nucleotides long. RefSeq lists its product as uncharacterized. The transcript has a single exon. Lineage: Eukaryota; Fornicata; Diplomonadida; Hexamitidae. The record is from RefSeq and is a predicted model, not a curated record. Bases 1 to 402 code for a protein of 133 amino acids.